Molecule: messenger RNA, 2076 nt
Organism: Exophiala aquamarina CBS 119918
Lineage: Eukaryota; Fungi; Ascomycota; Eurotiomycetes; Chaetothyriales; Herpotrichiellaceae
Exons: 3
Coding region: 1-2076 (691 amino acids)
Cellular component (GO): nucleus
Source: RefSeq, a predicted model, not a curated record
AUGUUUGAUUACGAAGAGAGCCCUCCACCGCUACAUCACUCGCCCUCUCCGAGUGAUCAGUCGCGGCAAACUUCUAGAGAUACAACUCCCGUCACUCCUGUUGGCCACGCCUCUUUCUUUGGAAAGAAAUCAGAGAAGGAAUCUCUCCCGUGGCUCAAGAAACCGUUCACUGCUGGCCGCACCACCACCCAACUGUGCAGGGACAACUGCCUGCUCAUACCUGACUUCGACGACAACACUUUCCCGACAUUUGGCGCUUCGCCACCAACCAAGGGAAUGGCCAGUGUAGCCGGCCCUGUUGACAUCACCCUGCGACAGACUUCCACGUCCCCACGGGGCAAUCAGCCAUCUAAUCUAACAUCCGCCCUACAACGAAGCGAUAGCGAAGAGAAACGUAAAAUGUCCCACCAAAUGCCCGAAACGGCCCUCAAUCGCCCAAUCCCUCAGAUGCCAGCUAGCAGCUCUGAUGACUUUUCGAGAUUCGAGCAUGGUGCUCGACAGAUUCCAACCAAAGGCUCGGCCUUCCAUCAGAACAGACGCGAGAGCAUCGCCCAAAGCCUUGGGACAGGCAUGAGCUGGGGUGGCAUCUCGGUUGGUAGCUGGGUGAGAGAUGACAUGAUGAUGUCCGGAACCUCCCCUUUCGCCUUUAACUCACCAUCCUACCACUCCUCCUCCUACUUGCCUAAACUUGAGGCCAACUUCAUGAAAGACUUCUCUUGCUGCGGACUCACGCUACCCUCCCUACACGACCUGUUGCAACACUAUGAAGAGGCUCAUGCCCAAAAAGACCCGAGCCAGACAGAGUUGAACCAGCAACCGCUCCCUGAUAGCCGAGCAGCGCUAGCGGCCACUACUGCCGCCAAUGUCCAGCAGGAGGCCCAGCAGCGGGUUCAACAACAGCAGCAGCAGCAGCAGCAACCUCCUGUUAGACCUUUCGGAAUGCACCAGCCAUAUCAUCAGCAAAACCAACGUCCCGCGCAAUUUGCAAACACCCUGCAAACCAUUCCAGACAUGGAUACCGUAGAUGACAUGGAAAUGGACGACAUCGAUGAUGCCGACGAGACAACACCACCACCCAAUUUGUACACGCAGAAUCAACCUCAAACAUCGCCACCAAACGCCUUCAAUGCGCCGAUUCAGCCUCAAAUCCCGCAGCUGAAUACCAAUAUGAUGCAAGGACAUCAAGCUUAUAGGCAAUCGACUCCUAACACACCCGUUGCGGCUGGCGGUCGAGCAAGCGCUCCGUUCCAAGGCAACAGCGGCUCCUCCACUUUGAUGGCAAAUCCCAUGCAACAAUUCCAGGAUCUACAAAAUGCAUAUCGAAGCACCCCCGAUUCGUCCGCUCCAGGAACACCUGGCGAGCUUGAUGAAGGCCUGAUGAGCGGGCUGGACGACAUGUCCAUGCAAAACAGCCAAAUGUUCAACGGUAUGCCCAAUGGAUUUGGCGGUUUUGGAUUUGGCAUGAACAACGAUAUGAUCGAUUUGUGUAUUGACGAGCCAGCUAAACGAUUGUUCUCUCCAGGAAACCCCAACGUGGGCCAAGGCCAAGGGCAGCAAGCAGGACAGAAUCGACUUGGCAGCGGCCAGUAUGGGGCAAACAGUGACAUUGCACGCACCAUUCGUGAGAAACAAGUCGCUGCUGGUUUACCCGACACUACAACUAACAUUGCCCCGCAUGAAGAACCGAAACCAUUCCGGUGCCCUGUGAUAGGCUGUGAGAAGGCGUAUAAAAACCAAAACGGACUUAAAUACCACAAAUCGCAUGGACACAACAACCAACGCCUGCAUGAUAAUGGAGAUGGCACUUACGCCAUCGUAGAUCCAGACACGCAGGUUCCAUACCCUGGCACGAUGGGGAUGGAGAAGGAAAAGCCCUACAAAUGUGAUGUGUGCCAAAAGCGGUACAAGAAUUUGAACGGGCUUAAAUAUCACAUGACACAUUCCCCAGCGUGCGCCAUCAAACAAGGGCCGGACAACACGACUAAAAGUCCUCCACUGGCAAUGCCCAACAUGAUGGGAGGCUCGAACCCGGGGAACAUGGGAGCUGGCCUCUCAGGGGACUUGAGUAUGAUUUGA